AUGACCGUACGGAAUCCUUUGGUCUGCAAGGGAAGAAAUAGCAACGGGAUUAACACUACGGAGCUUACUAUUAGAUCUAAUGAGAAAUAUUCUUCCCACCCGAAUAUUACCCCCCUGAGUUCUACACCGGUCAGGAAUCAGGAAAAGGAAGCAGGUCAGGACAGGAACACGCCCGAGCGGCGCCUCGUGAUGCGUGUGGAGAAAGAAUUGGAUGAUUUAGUUCAAGCGGGAAUUCUUACAAAAGUAGGAAAUUCAGAAUGGGCUACACCCAUUGUUCCAGUCCUAAAAGCAAACGGUACGAUUCGAGUUUGUGGAGAUUACAAGUCCACGAUAAAUUCAAAAUUAAUAAUCGACGAACACCCGCUACCUACUAUAAAUGAACUUUUAGCUAAACUAGCAGGCGGUACAAAAUUCACAAAAAUUGAUUUACGUCAAGCAUAUUUACAACUAGAAUUACGCCCGGAGGAUAGGAAAUUGCUUACUUUAAAUACUCAUAAGGGACUAUACGCAGUCAAUAGAUUAAUGUACGGAAUCGCGUCUGCUCCGGCAAUAUGGCAGAGAACACUGGAACAAAUACUACAAGAUAUUCCGGGGGUGGCAAUAUUUAUAGAUGAUAUAGUAAUUACAGUGCAUUCAGAUUGCGAGCAUUUGCAAAGAUUACAACUAGUGUUAGAGAGAUUACAUCAGCACAACGUACGAAUAAAUUUAGACAAAUCAGUUUUCUUUACACAUGAAGUUCAAUACUGCGGUUACGUUUUAAAGGCAAACGGAAUAUAUAAGCAACGCGAAAAAAUGGAGGCUAUAAAUAAAAUGCCACGUCCCCAAAACAUUCCCGAUGUCCGCGCCUUUAUCGGUAUGAUAAAUUAUUAUAGUAGAUUCAUUAGGAAUUUAAGUUCUAUCUUACAACCAUUAAAUAAAAUAUUACAUAAAGGUACACAUUUUAUAUGGGGAGAUGAGCAAGAAAAAGCUUUCAAAAAGGCAAAAGAAGCAUUUAUGAGUAACCAAGUUUUGGCUCAUUUCGAUCAAAAAGUACCGAUUGUCCUCGCAACAGAUGCUAGUCCUUACGGGGUAGGGGCAGUACUUUCACACCUAUAUCCUGACGGGACGGAAAGGGUGAUUCAAUUUGCGUCUCAGACGUUAUCGAAAACGCAACAAAAGUACGCACAAAUUGAUAAGGAAGCAUACAGGAUUCAAUUACACGACACAUUGCCGGUAGAUGCUAAAAGCAUGGCGUUAUAUACAAAGAAAGAUACGGAAUUACAGAAACUUUUACACGCGUUACAAUCAGGUUCUCUGGCACAUAGCACUGAUAGAUUUAAUUUGGAACAAACAGAAUUUACUUUACAAAGCGGAAUAAUUUUUCGAGGUGACCGAGUGGUAAUACCAAAAGCGUUGCGCACUAGAGUAUUAGAUGAAUUAUACACUGGUCAUUUCGGUAUAAAUAAAAUGAAAGGAAUUGCAAGAGGGUAUUGCUGGUGGUCAGGAAUUGAUCAUGAUAUUAAAACAUUGGUUGAAAAUUGUCAAUCCUGUAAUACGGUUAGAAAUAAUCCACCGAAAGUGGAGCAACACUUGUGGGAACCAUCAGCUGCACCGAUGCAUCGAGUACACGCGGAUUUUGCGGGUCCUUUCUUAGGGAAAUAUUUUUUUAUAGUAGUCGAUGCUUAUUCGAAAUGGCCAGAACGCCUUAUAAUAGCCACUAAUGGCCAAGCAGAACGUUUUGUUCAAACCUUAAAGAAUGCUUUACGACGCAUGAAUGCAAAUGCAACUAACGUAGAAGAGAAUCUUUGUAAAAUGUUACUACAUUACCGUAUUGCGCCUCAUGCGACAACAAAUAAAUCCCCAGCGGAAUUAUUUAUGGGAAGAAAAUUACGAACACGAUUAGACUUAUUAUUUCCAUUACAAGGGGAAGAUGAG
Vollenhovia emeryi is the source of this 1914-nucleotide messenger RNA. RefSeq lists its product as uncharacterized. Gene Ontology annotation, molecular function: nucleic acid binding. The transcript has 4 exons. The record is from RefSeq and is a predicted model, not a curated record. The annotation marks the transcript as partial. NCBI's taxonomy places the organism in Eukaryota, Metazoa, Arthropoda, Insecta, Hymenoptera, Formicidae.